UGUGCGUAGCCCCGCCCUUCAUAUCGAAUGUACGUAUGUUUUGUAAACGAUCGAAACUCAAAUCGAAAGUUGAAAAGUUUUAUUGAUGAAGACUGCUGUCAUCGUUCGUAAAUAAUUUAUCGUCCGACAACAUUCUAGCAGCAUUCAGAUAUGACACAAAAGCGUGGCCUCAUAACCGACACCUUCAAGGUUGUAAAUAAGGCAAGGAGAGGGGGCAAGAGAGACAAGUGUCCUUCACCGCCAAUCGCAGGUGGGAUAGUACGUUUGUCUUUGAAGCCUGAGCCCCCACAACUGAGUGAAAGAGACAUAGAUCUUCAAGGACUUAAGAAGUUUGAUCUGGAGUGGAAAUUUGGACCAUGCACAGGGAUCAGUCGACUGCAGAGAUGGGAGAGGGCAGCACUGCAUGGGCUGAAUCCCCCGCAGGAGAUUAAAGACAUUUUACUGAAGCAGAGCACUGACCAAGAGUACACACAGAGUCUCUGGUGUGACUAUCCCCUCUGAAAAACUGAUGGAGAAAAGACAGAAAGAUGAGAAAUUUUGUAGUGUUUGAUAUGUUCUACUAUGUUUGCUUUGUUGUUUAUUUCACUACAUUUUAUUAAACAUUUUAUACACAAAA
This is a messenger RNA of Carassius gibelio (silver crucian carp), 616 nucleotides long. RefSeq names its product DNA polymerase delta subunit 4. The record is from RefSeq and is a predicted model, not a curated record. The transcript is spliced from 5 exons. Gene Ontology annotation, cellular component: delta DNA polymerase complex. NCBI's taxonomy places the organism in Eukaryota, Metazoa, Chordata, Actinopteri, Cypriniformes, Cyprinidae. Bases 151 to 501 code for a protein of 116 amino acids. Gene Ontology annotation, molecular function: DNA-directed DNA polymerase activity. Gene Ontology annotation, biological process: DNA synthesis involved in DNA repair; DNA-templated DNA replication.